UGUAUCUUAAAACACUACCUUUUUUCCCAGCAUAAAUAAGAAACAGAACCACAUUAGCCAAAAAGAAACAAACCCGUAAUCUUCCGGAAUUCCGCUCCCUGUUACAGUCUUCGGUUUUGGCCGUUGGCUUUAGUCGGAGAAAACAAACUGGGAUUCUGCUGUUUCGGAAACAACGUCCCUACACGGCAGUGACUUUGUUGUUCUCCGGUUAUUGCCAACACCAAUAUGAACACUAAUUAAUUACUAAAAACAAAAACAAUUUUAUUUUCAAGCUGCUGUAACCUACCUUGCCUACCUUUUACAUUGCUAUUUAUCAUCUUCAUUUUUCUCAUUGACCGUCUUUGAAUAAUUUUUCUUUAUUUCUCGAUUUGAUUCAAUGGGGGAAGAUGUUUCGGAUCCUGUUGUAUUUUUGCAUGGCGACCUUGAUUUGAAAAUCAUCGAAGCUCGAUGUUUGCCAAACAUGGAUUUAAUGGCGGAGCGUCUCCGUCGAUGUUUCACGGUGUUCGACGUGUGCAAAGCCCCGUGUACUAGAGGAAAGAAGAAGAACCACCGCCACCAUAAUAUCAUCACCAGCGACCCUUACGUAACGGUUUGCCUAGCCGGUGCUACGGUGGCGCGCACGCGCGUGAUUUCGAAUUCCCAAAACCCGAUUUGGAACGAGCGCUUCAAACUAGCCCUCGCCCACCCCACAUCUCAAAUCGAGUUUCACGUUAAGGAUAAUGACUUGUUCGGCGCUGAUUUAAUCGGAGUCGCAACGGUGCCUGCGGUUAAGGUUCUCUCCGGUGAAACCAUUAGCGGUUGGUUCCCUAUAAUUGGUUCUUAUGGAAAACCGCCUAAACCUGACUGCGCAGUUCACCUGGAAAUGAGAUUCAUCAAAUGCGAGGAAAUGCCUUCAUACAGAUAUGGAAUGGCGGCAAACCCAACGGAAUUCGGAAUAAGAAACUGUUAUUUCCCUGUUCGGCACGGGGGUUCCGUUACUUUAUACCAAGACGCGCACAUCCAGGAAUCGAUGGUGCCGGAGAUUGAAUUGGAGAAUGGAACCCUGUUUAAGCACGAGUCGUGUUGGGAAGAUAUCUGUCACGCAAUUUUAGAAGCGCAUCAUUUGGUUUACAUAGCCGGAUGGUCGAUUUUUUCGCACGUGAAGCUUGUAAGAGAGCCGACACGGCCAUUGCCAAACGGUGGGAAUUUGAGUUUAGGGGAUUUGCUGAAGUACAAGUCGGAAGAAGGGGUUAGAGUUUUGCUGUUAGUCUGGGAUGACAAGACUUCCCAUAGCAAGUUUUUCAUUAACACGGCAGGAGUGAUGCAAACUCAUGAUGAAGAAACCCGGAAGUUUUUCAAGCACUCAUCGGUUUCAUGUGUAUUGUCACCCCGUUAUGCCAGCAGUAAACUUAGCAUUUUCAAACAACAGGUUGUUGGAACCCUAUUUACACACCAUCAGAAAUGUGUGAUUGUGGAUUCUCAAGCAUCUGGAAACAAUAGAAAGAUCACUGCUUUUGUUGGAGGUCUGGACCUUUGUGAUGGUCGCUAUGAUACACCUGAACAUAGACUGUUUCGGGAUCUUGAUACUGUAUUUCAAAAUGAUUAUCACAACCCAACAUUUUCUGCAGGAACCAAGGGCCCAAGGCAACCAUGGCAUGAUUUACAUUGUAAGGUUGAAGGGCCAGCUGCUUAUGACAUUCUUACCAAUUUUGAGCAGCGCUGGAGGAAAGCUACAAAAUGGUCGGAGUUUGGACUUAAAUUCAAAAGGGUUUCUAGGUGGCAUGAUGAUUCUUUAAUAAAGUUAGAACGGAUUUCUUGGAUACUAAGCCCUUCCGCAAAAAUUGCAAAUGAUGAUCCUUCAUUAUGGGUUUCCAAGGAAGAAGAUCCAGAGAACUGGCAUACUCAGGUUUUCCGCUCUAUAGAUUCAGGAUCUGUGAAAGGGUUCCCGAAGAAUGUGUUUGAAGCAGAAUCCCAGAAUCUUGUUUGUGCAAAAAAUCUGGUGAUAGACAAGAGCAUUCAGACAGCAUAUGUGCAGGCAAUUAGAGCUGCUCAGCACUUCAUAUAUAUUGAGAACCAAUAUUUCAUUGGAUCGUCAUACGGUUGGCCAUCUUACAAAGACUCAGGUGCUCAGAAUUUAAUUCCUAUGGAAUUGGCCUUGAAGAUUACUAGCAAGAUAAGGGCAAAAGAAAGAUUUGCUGUUUAUAUUGUUAUACCAAUGUGGCCUGAGGGUGACCCUACUUCAGCCUCCGUGCAAGAGAUACUCUGUUGGCAGGCACAGACAAUUCAAAUGAUGUACGGAGUCGUAGCACAAGAAUUGAAAUCCAUGGGUAUCGAGAAUUCUCAUCCACAAGACUACCUAAAUUUCUACUGCCUUGGUAAUAGGGAAGAAGUUCCCAAAAAUGUGAAGGUAAAUCACUAUUUUCAGGUUUCAGCUUCACAAAAGUUCCAACGGUUUAUGGUUUAUGUACAUGCAAAGGGAAUGAUAGUAGAUGACGAGUAUGUGAUAUUGGGGUCUGCCAAUAUUAAUGAACGAUCUUUGGCUGGAUCAAGGGACACUGAGAUAGCAGUGGGUGCAUACCAACCCUAUUACACAUGGGGUGAGAGGAAAAGACAUCCACACGGUCAGAUUUAUGGAUAUAGAAUGUCACUGUGGGCUGAACACAUGGAAAAGGUGGAUGAUUUGUUUAAAGAACCUGAAAGUUUAGAUUGCGUUAAGGCUGUGAACAAUAUUGCUGAAGAAAACUGGAAAAGCUACACGAGCGAGGCAUUUACGCAAUUACAGGGACACCUACUCAAAUACCCCAUUGAGGUAGAUAGCAAUGGUAAAGUAAGCCACUUGCCUGGACAAGAGACCUUCCCGGAUGUCGGUGGCAAGAUACUUGGAACUCGAACAACACUUCCUCGUUCUCUUACCACAUAGGUUUCAAUGUUUUCCAUGUUCAUAUCCUUGUAUGGGUUCAGUUCAACACCGAAGAACGGGAAACAAGGUGGGGGUAGGCCUGGUUCAUCCUACAUAUAUAUAUUGUGCAGAUAAACGAUUGUUUGGGUUCAAUUCAAAAACAGAAGGGGGACAGGGCGGGGAAAGUCUAGCUCUUCCUAUAUAGACUGUAGAUUGCAGAAGCAUCCUUGUGUUAACAGAGGACUGGGUUGAAUUUCAUGUACAUGGUCGGUUUAAUGUGAAACCUUAGGCAUUGCAAUCACCAAAAUCUAUACUAAUUGACAAUUUUUUGUAAUUCUUCCAACUAAUUUUGAUGUAGCACAUAUCCAUCAGAGAAAGGGAACAUAAUAAGAGGAUAUCCACGCAAUUGAAUAUCAAUAUAUUAACAGUCAAUUAGCAGUUUAGCACCGUCAUACGGGCAAAACAGCCUUGAGGAAAUUUUACACAGAGUUACUAGUGUUUUCACGCUAAAGAGCGUUUUGUUUUUUAUUUUUUAUUUUUUUACAACUACCCUGGAAAUACAAAGUGUCUAAAGUAAUUAACUUCACCAACACAGGCAAAGGGCAAAGCUAUAUACAAACAUGACCGAAAUCAGUUUCCCAGUAUGAGCAAAGAAAUGUACGCUUUAUGAGCCAUCAAACACAUUACCGUCACCAUCGUCUUCUUCAUCGAACAACUUGAAUCCAACAUCCCAUUGGCCAUCCCUUUUAUAAUUGAAGCUGGGGUUGACAUAGCAUUUCAUACCAUGGAACAGAUUCAAAUUAUCCACCAGCUUGUGGAAAACAUUGCAUCCACAACACUG
This is a messenger RNA of Gossypium raimondii (Peruvian cotton), 3719 nucleotides long. RefSeq names its product phospholipase D delta. Gene Ontology annotation, biological process: phospholipid catabolic process; phosphatidylcholine metabolic process. Gene Ontology annotation, cellular component: plasma membrane. The record is from RefSeq and is a predicted model, not a curated record. NCBI's taxonomy places the organism in Eukaryota, Viridiplantae, Streptophyta, Magnoliopsida, Malvales, Malvaceae. The transcript is spliced from 10 exons. Bases 377 to 2899 code for a protein of 840 amino acids. Gene Ontology annotation, molecular function: calcium ion binding; D-type glycerophospholipase activity.